Messenger RNA from Corticium candelabrum, 1463 nucleotides. RefSeq lists its product as uncharacterized. The transcript has 5 exons. The record is from RefSeq and is a predicted model, not a curated record. Bases 73 to 1242 code for a protein of 389 amino acids. Lineage: Eukaryota; Metazoa; Porifera; Homoscleromorpha; Homosclerophorida; Plakinidae.
CUUGGUUUCAGUUGACUUACAAGCCAGUGGACGAGCAAGACGUGUCGUGUUUCAACUGAAGCUUCAUCGGUUAUGGCUUCUAUGAUUCUUAUUACACUGCUGUUAGUCAGCGUUUCGGUUCAAGCUAAAGAUUCUGCAGAAACAAAGCUUGAAAAGCUGACUAGCGAGAUCAAAAGUGAGUACGACAGGGAGAGGGAAAUCGAAGAAGAUCGGGAACAUGAGGCCGAGUCCGACGAAGACGACGAAGGAGCAACAGUCGCGGACCAAGUUCAACGACUCAACUCUACUGAGCGAGAUCACCUAGAAAAAGCCUUGAGAAACAUAACAGAAGAGCUUAGAACACUCGAAUAUCUAACCACAGGGAAAGAACCCGACUCUAGCGAUGAAGAGUACCAACACUACGUCAACUCAUCUGGAGGCUUCGAAUCUUUAGAUGAAGUUAAUAGAAGAAGGCUGGAGAUGAAACUAAGCUUAAACAUUUUAACGGCUAUCAAAAUCGUUGAUGAUGAAAUCGUCAACAAAGAACUAGGGUUGUCUAAAGAGAUCAGAAAGAAACGAUCUUUGAAGCGCAAGUCGUUGCUGGCGGCUAUCGACAAAGAGCUGGAGACCGGAAGCAAAAUGUUAGGACUUGACAAAGACACAGAAGAAGAACAGGAGAAGUCUCGCACUAAACGAGGCUUUCUAGAAGAAUUGGCUAGAGAAACCUGCUCUUUCAGCCGAUAUUUUGUACCAUCAAGAUACUCUAAAGCGAAAAACCUCGGUAAAACAAUUCAGGUGGCAGCAGACGGCAAGAUUGGCGUUUUCUUCUCGGCUUCUGCGAGCAUUGCACACACAUACGGACCUAGAGGAGAGUUUGGCUGCGCAGCGACAGCGUGCUCCGGUUGGUCGACAAACAUUGGCUUUUCGGUUGGAACUAUGGAGGGCUAUUAUAACUACUUUAAUGACGUCAAUGGAAGAUCUGUCGCUAAAUUGUGGACGGUGUCAUUCGCUUACUCUUACACAUACGGUAGAAUUGAAAACCUAAAUGGCAGAAAAAUUGGAACUCUGACUAAAGUAGGUUGGGGUUGGAGCCUUAUACCUGUGUCGUAUGCCAAAAUGUACUGCAACUGCAUCAUGACAACACCCGAUUGCUCUCGAUCUACAGUAUCAUAUAAUGAAAGAUAUUAUGCUUCUUGUGGCUGGUUGGGAUGGAGUCGUUGCCGGCGAUACAGGACAGCCUACAGGUACCAUUACUACUGUUAGGCAGUAGAUUUGAGUUCGAGAGAGUUGGAUGAAGAGAGUGACUUGCUGAAGCUUGAGUAGUUAGCAGUCUGACACGCGCUAGUUUGCUGUGACUGGUUGACGUUAGACUAGUUGCUCGGCUGGCUGACGUUGUUGUUGCAAUUGUUGUUUAUUUCUUUUUUUGUUGUUUGCUUGUUAUUGUUGUUAGAGCUAAAGCGAAAUACAUGUUUGGAUUUAGUCCA